ACUCAGAUUGUUUUGGGUACUUUCUACCUCGUUAUUUUCUACAUCAAGCAAUUCAAAGGAGAAGGUGUCUUCUUCUACCGGCUAAAAGCAAAAGGAGGACUCUUUCUUCUUUCUUUGAAUUGAUCUCCUGAUUGGAGCACAUAUAUCUAAUCUCCCUGUUUCUGGGUUUUAGUGUUUUAUAUCAACAAAAGCUUCAAUCUUUAUCAGUGGGUGAACUCCCAAGUUCACUUCAAUCAUCAAAGCCUUUUGCUGUUCUGGUCCAAUAAGUAAAUCUUCAUCAGAUUCAAUCUGGGUUUUCUCUGAUUGUAGAAACCAACCUGGUUUAUUGGAGAGUGUGAUGAGAUUCUGAAGUGGGGUUUUGCUGGGAAGUUCAUCAAUGGCAGCAACCCAAGAUUUGAUUGAGGUCAAAUUCAGAUUAUCAGAUGGCACCGACAUAGGUCCACACAAGUACAGCCCAGCUGCCACUGUUGCAUCACUCAAAGAGAAAAUACUUACACAAUGGCCCAAAGAGAAAGAAAAUGGUCCAAGGAUGAUAAAUGAUUUGAAGCUUAUUAAUGCGGGAAAGAUACUGGAAAACAACAGGACACUUGCUGAUUCUAGACUUCCAGUUGGUGAACUCCCAGGAGGUCUCAUCACUAUGCAUGUGGUUGUGCGUAUUCCUGUUGCAGACAAAAAGAGUGAUAAGUUGCAGAAUGAUUCACCGGAGACGCCUAGAUGUUCAUGCACAAUAUUGUAGCUCCAGGUCCCAGUCACAAGCGCCAGCAAGAAGCUUA
This is a messenger RNA of Fragaria vesca subsp. vesca, 773 nucleotides long. RefSeq names its product membrane-anchored ubiquitin-fold protein 6-like. The record is from RefSeq and is a predicted model, not a curated record. The transcript has 4 exons. Bases 377 to 736 code for a protein of 119 amino acids. Gene Ontology annotation, molecular function: protein binding. NCBI's taxonomy places the organism in Eukaryota, Viridiplantae, Streptophyta, Magnoliopsida, Rosales, Rosaceae.